Messenger RNA from Toxotes jaculatrix (banded archerfish), 1438 nucleotides. It is a transcript of the gene lpxn, whose product is annotated as leupaxin. NCBI's taxonomy places the organism in Eukaryota, Metazoa, Chordata, Actinopteri, Toxotidae. Gene Ontology annotation, cellular component: stress fiber; adherens junction; filamentous actin. Gene Ontology annotation, molecular function: actin binding; muscle alpha-actinin binding. The transcript has 9 exons. Gene Ontology annotation, biological process: actin cytoskeleton organization; muscle structure development. The record is from RefSeq and is a predicted model, not a curated record. Bases 29 to 1243 code for a protein of 404 amino acids.
AACACACACUGACACUCAAGCUGGUUUUAUGCUGAGAGCAGGAAACAACAUGGAUGAGCUCGAUUUGCUAUUGCAAGAGCUUGCCCUGAAUCCUACAGGUUCAGAGGGGGUCAGUGAAAACAGGAGGAGUGAUAAAGCGGAUGGAGAGGUGCCAGGCGCAGGUGGUGCUGGACUUAGCAGUAGCGAAAAAGACUCAGCCUGUUCAACUGUCUACAGUGUUCUCCCAGCUCCAGUGGCAGCUUCCUCGAACCCUGACUCACCCACUAAGGAGCUGGACUCCAUCUUGCAAGAUCUGAUGGGUUUGGGAGAAGGGGACCCAACGUCUUCAACAACCCCGCCACCACUUACACAAAAACAGUCAGUAAAAAGGAAAACAGAAGGUGGGCAACAGGAGAGCAAGGAGAGCGGGAGCAGCACAGCAGAUUCAGAUGCGAAGGCUGUGACCACGGCAAAGAAAACAGAUUCUAUAGAUGAUCUGCUAGGAGGUCUGAGCUCUGACUUGGAGAAGAUUGGUGUACGCACCACAGCCAAGGGCCACUGUGCUUCCUGCAACAAAUGCAUUGUGGGAAAGAUGAUCACAGCACUGGGUGAAGUGUGGCACCCUGAACACUUUGUGUGUGUAGUUUGUAAGACUGAGCUGAGCACCACGGGCUUCUUUGAGAGAGAGGGACAACCUUACUGUGACAGAGACUACCAUCACCUCUUUUCUCCUCGUUGUGCUUAUUGCAAGGGGUCCAUUGUGCAGAACAUCCUGACAGCCCUGGACCAGACCUGGCACCCUGAGCACUUCUUCUGUGCGCACUGUGGAGACCUGUUUGGAGCUGAAGGAUUCCUGGAGAAGGAUGGGAAGCCAUAUUGUUGCAAGGACUUCUACCACCUCUUUGCUCCAAAGUGCUCAGGCUGUGGGGAAUCAGUGAAGGAGAACUACCUGACUGCAGCCAAUGGCACCUGGCAUCCAGAGUGCUUCGUCUGCGCAGACUGUCUGAAGCCCUUCAGUGACGGCUGUUUCAUGGAGUUGGACGGUCGACCUCUCUGCUCGCUGCACUUCCACUCCAGGCAGGGCACUCUGUGCGGCGGCUGUGGUGAGCCCAUCAUGGGCCGCUGCAUCUCUGCUCUCAAUCGCAAGUUUCACCCUGAGCACUUUGUGUGCGCCUUCUGUCUGCGGCAGCUCAGCCACGGCAUCUUCAAGGAGCAGACAGGGAAGCCGUACUGCUCGACUUGCUUUAAUAAGCUCUUUGUGUGAGACGUGCAGGACAUAACACACAGAUAAUACAAUGGAGUCUAAUACUGGACCACUGCCGUUGUUGAGGUUAUAAUUUCCUCAUAGUAUGAAUGAUAAAUUAAAAUUCAGCAACUAUACUAUUCUUACAGUACAUUACUUUGUAGGACUGUAUUUGCAUCGGUACAGAUGAGCAAUAAACCUUUCACUUUUUCAGCA